This is a messenger RNA of Polyodon spathula (Mississippi paddlefish), 14349 nucleotides long. RefSeq names its product cytoplasmic dynein 1 heavy chain 1-like. Gene Ontology annotation, biological process: microtubule-based movement. Gene Ontology annotation, cellular component: dynein complex. NCBI's taxonomy places the organism in Eukaryota, Metazoa, Chordata, Actinopteri, Acipenseriformes, Polyodontidae. Gene Ontology annotation, molecular function: minus-end-directed microtubule motor activity; dynein light intermediate chain binding; ATP hydrolysis activity. The transcript is spliced from 78 exons. The coding region runs from base 99 to 14045 and encodes 4648 amino acids. The record is from RefSeq and is a predicted model, not a curated record.
GAUUGAGGAGGAGCAGCGGCCAGUCGCUUUGAGUUUCGCUGAGUAACUGUGUGCUGUGGAAGCCCCGCGUUUCUCUCUCUUUGGAGACUGCUUAGGAAAUGUCCGACCCCGGAGGAGGCGGAGGGGACGACGGCUCUGCCGCCAUGGAGGUGUCUGCCGCGGUGCAGAACGUGGCGGAUGCCUCGGUGCUGCGGAAACACAUCCGCAAGCUGGUGCCGCUGCUGCUGGAAGAUGGCGGCGAGGCCCCGGCCUCCCUGGAAACCGCCCUGGAGGAGAAGAGCACGGUGGAGCAGAUGAGGAAAUUCCUCGCCGACCCGCAGAUUCACACGAUCCUGGUGGAGAGGAGUUCGCUCAAAGAGGAUGUUGGAGAUGAGGGGGAAGAGGAGAAAGAGUGCAUCUCUUACAACAUCAGCAUUGACAUCCAUUAUGGGCUCAAGUCCAACAGUCUGGCCUUCAUCAAGAGGACUGGCGUCAUCGACGCAGACAAGCCCAUUUCCAGCCAGCUGAGGGUUCUGACCCUGAGUGAGGAUUCCCCUUACGAGACCUUGCACUCCUUCAUCAGCAAUGCAGUGGCACCGUUCUUCAAAUCCUACAUCAAGGAGUCGGGCAAAGCUGACAGGGAUGGUGAUAAGAUGGCACCCUCUGUGGAGAAAAAGAUAGCGGAGCUGGAAAUGGGGCUGUUGCAUCUGCAGCAGAACAUCGAGAUCCCAGAGAUCAGCCUGCUGAUCCACCCCAUCAUCACCAACGUCGCCAAGCAGUGCUACGAGCGCGGGGACAAGCCCAAGGUGACGGACUUCACAGACAAGGUGGAAGACCCGACUUUCCUGAACCAGCUGCAGUCUGGAGUGAACCGCUGGAUCAGAGAGAUUCAGAAGGUAACAAAACUUGACCGAGACCCCGCGUCUGGCACUGCUCUGCAGGAGAUCAGUUUCUGGCUGAAUCUGGAGCGAGCUCUGAACCGGAUUCAGGAGAAGAGAGAGAGCCCAGAGGUGCUGCUCACUCUAGACAUCCUGAAACAUGGAAAACGCUUCCACGCAACGGUCAGCUUCGACACAGACACUGGUCUGAAACAGGCUGUGGAAACUGUCAACGACUACAACCCCUUGAUGAAAGACUUUCCCCUCAACGACCUCCUGUCUGCCACUGAACUGGACAAGAUCAGGCAGGCGCUGGUCGCCAUUUUCAUGCAUCUGCGGAAGAUCCGAAACACCAAGUACCCGAUCCAGCGAGCCCUGCGGCUUGUGGAGGCUAUCUCCAGGGACCUGAGCUCCCAGCUGCUCAAGGUCCUGGGCACGAGAAAGCUGAUGCACGUCGCCUAUGAGGAGUUUGAGAAGGUGAUGGUGGCGUGCUUCGAGGUUUUCCAGACCUGGGAUGAUGAGUAUGAGAAGCUGCAGGUGCUGCUUCGAGACAUUGUGAAGAGGAAGAGGGAGGAGAAUCUCAAGAUGGUGUGGCGCAUUAACCCAGCGCACCGCAAGCUCCAGGCGCGUCUGGAUCACAUGCGGAGGUUCAGGAGGCAGCACGAGCAGCUGAGAGCCGUCAUUGUGAGGGUCCUGAGACCCCAGGUAUCGGCGGUGCCCCAGCUGUCUCAAGGUGAGGUUGUGGAGCCCCCAGAUCUGAAAGUCGCUGAAGUCCUGUUCGAUGCCGCUGACGCCAAUGCUAUUGAGGAAGUGAACCUGGCCUACGAGAACGUGAAAGAGGUGGACGGCCUGGAUGUUUCCAAAGAGGGGAUGGAGGCCUGGGAGGCGGCGAUGAAGCGGUACGACGAGCGCAUCGACCGGGUCGAGACCCGCAUCACCGCUCGCCUGCGCGACCAGCUCGGGACGGCCAAGAACGCCAAUGAGAUGUUCCGCAUCUUCUCCCGCUUCAAUGCCUUGUUCGUGCGGCCGCACAUCCGCGGGGCCAUCCGCGAGUACCAGACUCAGCUGAUCCAGCGCGUGAAGGACGACAUUGAGUCCCUGCACGAUAAGUUCAAGGUGCAGUACCCGCAGAGCCAGUCCUGCAAGAUGAGCCACGUGCGUGACCUGCCCCCAGUCUCUGGCUCCAUCAUCUGGGCCAAGCAGAUCGACCGGCAGCUCACAGCCUACAUGAAGCGCGUGGAGGACGUCCUGGGCAAGGGCUGGGAGAACCAUGUGGAGGGGCUGAAGCUGAAGCAGGAUGGAGACAGCUUCCGCAUGAAGCUGAACACCCAGGAGAUUUUCGACGACUGGGCCCGGAAGGUCCAGCAGCGCAACCUGGGCGUGUCCGGCCGCAUCUUCGCCAUCGAGAGCACCCGGGCGCGGGGCCGCAGCGGGAACGUCCUGAAGCUGAAGGUCAACUUCCUCCCGGAGAUCAUCACGCUCUCCAAGGAGGUCCGCAACCUCAAGUGGCUGGGGUUCCGCGUGCCCCUGGCCAUCGUCAACAAGGCCCACCAAGCCAACCAGCUGUACCCCUUCGCCAUCUCCCUGAUCGAGAGCGUGCGCACGUACGAGCGCACCUGCGAGAAGGUGGAGGAGAGGAUCUCCAUCUCCCUCCUGGUGGCCGGACUGAAGAAGGAAGUGCAGGCUCUCAUUGCGGAAGGCAUCGCGCUGGUCUGGGAGUCCUACAAGCUCGACCCUUACGUGCAGCGACUGGCUGAAACGGUCUUCAACUUCCAGGAGAAGGUGGAUGAUCUUCUCAUUAUUGAAGAAAAGAUUGACCUUGAAGUCCGCUCUUUGGAGACCUGCAUGUAUGACCACAAGACUUUCACAGAGAUCCUAAACAGGGUUCAGAAAGCUGUAGAUGACCUAAAUCUCCAUUCUUACUCAAACCUGCCCAUCUGGGUAAACAAGCUGGAUAUGGAGAUUGAGAGGAUCCUGGGAGUUCGCUUGCAGGCUGGACUGAGGGCCUGGACACAGGUUCUGUUGGGACAAAUGGAGGACAAAGCAGAUGUGGAUAUGGACACAGAUACUCCACAAGUCAGUCACAAACCUGGCGGGGAGCCGAAAAUCAAGAAUGUCGUUCACGAGUUAAGAAUUACAAACCAAGUGAUCUACCUGAACCCCCCUAUUGAAGACUGCAGGUACAAGCUGUACCAGGAAAUGUUUGCGUGGAAGACGGUCAUCCUAUCUCUGCCCAGGAUUCAGAGUCAAAGAUACCAGGUUGGCGUACACUACGAGCUGUCCGAGGAGGAGAAGUUCUAUCGGAACGCACUGACCAGGAUGCCAGACGGGCCAGUCGCACUGCAAGAGGCGUAUUCAGCUGUCCAGCAGAACGUCAAUGAGGUGGAGCAGUAUGUAAAGGUUUGGCUGCAGUACCAGUGUCUGUGGGACAUGCAGGCUGAAAACAUUUACAACAAACUGGGAGAGGAUUUGAACAAGUGGCAGGCUCUGCUGGUCCAGAUCAGGAAAGCCAGAGGAACCUUCGAUAAUGCCGAAACCAGGAAGGAGUUUGGGCCUGUCAUCAUUGAUUAUGGCAAGGUCCAGUCCAAGGUGAACCUCAAGUAUGAUUCUUGGCACAAGGAGGUUCUCAGCAAAUUUGGACAGAUGCUUGGGCAGAACAUGCAGGAGUUCCACUCUCAGAUCUCCAAGUCCCGGGUGGAGCUGGAGCAGCACUCUGUGGACACUGCGAGCACCUCGGACGCUGUGACCUUCAUCACAUUUGUACAGUCCCUGAAACGCAAGAUCAAGAACUUCGAGAAGCAAGUGGAUCUGUACCGCAACGGGCAGCGUCUGCUUGAGAAGCAGCGGUUCCAGUUCCCACCGUCCUGGCUGUACAUUGAUAACAUCGACGGCGAAUGGGGCGCCUUCAGUGACAUCAUGCGCAGGAAGGACACGGCCAUCCAGGAGCAGGUGGCUAACCUCCAGAUGAAAAUCGUGCAGGAGGACCGGGCUGUGGAAAGCCGUACCACUGAUCUCUUGACAGACUGGGAGAAGACCAAGCCUGUCGCAGGAAGCCUUCGCCCAGAAGAGGCUCUUCAAGCCCUUACCAUCUACGAGGGCAAGUUCAGCAGACUGAAGGACGACCGUGAGAAAUGUGCCAAAGCAAAGGAAGCCCUGGAACUGACUGACACUGGGCUGCUGAGUGGCAGUGAGGAACGAGUGCAGGUUGCUUUGGAGGAGCUGCAAGACCUAAAGGGAGUUUGGUCUGAGCUUUCCAAGGUGUGGGAGCAGAUGGACCAGAUGAAAGAGCAGUCCUGGGUUUCAGUGCAGCCCCGCAAGCUCCGGCAGAACUUGGAUGGGCUGCUGAACCAGAUCAAGAACUUCCCUGCUCGACUGCGUCAGUAUGCUUCUUAUGAAUAUGUGCAGAGGCUGCUGAAGGGCUACAUGAAGAUAAACAUGCUGGUGAUCGAGCUGAAAUCGGAGGCUCUGAAGGACCGCCACUGGAAGCAGCUGAUGAAGAGACUGCAUGUGAACUGGGUGCUGUCCGAGCUCACUCUGGGACAGAUCUGGGAUGUGGACCUGCAGAGGAACGAGGCCAUUGUCAAGGACGUGCUGCUGGUGGCCCAGGGAGAAAUGGCUCUGGAGGAGUUCCUGAAGCAGAUUCGGGAAGUCUGGAACGGCUAUGAGCUUGACCUGAUAAACUACCAGAACAAGUGCCGGCUGAUCCGAGGAUGGGACGACCUUUUCAACAGGGUCCGGGAGCACAUCAACAGUGUUUCUGCCAUGAAGCUCUCUCCGUACUACAAGGUGUUUGAGGAGGAUGCUCUGAGCUGGGAAGACAAGCUGAAUCGUAUCAUGGCUCUCUUCGAUGUCUGGAUCGACGUGCAGCGCCGCUGGGUCUACCUGGAGGGCAUUUUCACCGGCAGCGCGGACAUCAAACACCUGCUUCCAGUGGAAACGCAGAGAUUCCAGAGCAUCAGCACAGAGUUCCUGGCGCUCAUGAAGAAAGUGUCCAAGUCUCCCCUCGUGAUGGAUGUCCUGAAUAUUCAGGGCGUGCAGCGAUCCUUGGAGAGACUGGCAGAUCUCCUGGGAAAGAUCCAGAAGGCACUGGGAGAGUAUCUGGAGAGGGAGCGAUCGUCCUUCCCACGGUUCUACUUUGUUGGUGAUGAAGACUUGCUAGAGAUCAUCGGUAACAGCAAGAAUGUGGCCAAACUGCAGAAACACUUCAAGAAGAUGUUUGCCGGCGUGUCCAGCAUCAUCCUGAACGAGGACAGCACUGUAGUGCUGGGAAUCUCCUCCCGGGAAGGGGAAGAGAUUCUGUACAAGACUCCUGUGUCAAUCACUGAGCACCCGAAGAUCAACGAGUGGCUGACUCUGGUGGAGAAGGAGAUGAGGGUGACUCUCGCCAAACUCCUGGCCGAGUCCGUCACGGAGGUGGGAGUUUUCAACAAAGGGACCGCCAUCGACCUCGCAGCCUACAUCGACUGGAUCGACCGAUAUCAGGCUCAGAUUGUGGUCCUGUCAGCCCAGAUUGCCUGGUCUGAGAAUGUAGAGAAUGCCCUGAACGUCACUGCCAGCGCCGGCGAUGGGGACCAGGCUCCUGUGCAGGCUGUCCUGUGCAACGUGCAGGCCACUCUGAACGUGCUGGCGGACACUGUGCUCAUGGAGCAGCCGCCCAUCCGCCGGAGGAAACUGGAGCACCUGAUCACAGAGUUGGUGCACCAGAGGGACGUGACCAGGACCCUGAUCAAAAACAAGAUUGACAACCCCAAGUCCUUCGAGUGGCUCAGCCAGAUGCGCUUCUACUUCGACCCCAAGCAGACGGACGUCCUGCAGCAGCUCUCCAUCCAGAUGGCCAAUGCUAAAUUUAACUACGGCUUCGAGUACCUGGGAGUGCAGGACAAGCUGGUCCAGACACCCCUCACUGACCGCUGCUACCUGACAAUGACCCAGGCCUUGGAGGCCAGACUGGGAGGAUCCCCAUUCGGUCCUGCUGGCACUGGAAAAACAGAGUCUGUCAAGGCUCUUGGUCACCAGCUUGGUCGCUUUGUUCUGGUCUUUAACUGUGACGAGACCUUUGACUUCCAGGCUAUGGGUCGCAUCUUCGUGGGUCUGUGCCAGGUGGGAGCCUGGGGCUGCUUUGACGAGUUUAACCGGCUGGAGGAACGCAUGCUGUCCGCUGUGUCCCAGCAGGUCCAGUUCAUUCAGGUGGCUCUGCGUGAGCACUGCAACACUGGCCCUGACAGGAGCACCAAAACGAUUACCUGCGAGCUCCUGAACAAACAGGUGAAGGUCCGGUCGGACAUGGCCAUCUUCAUCACCAUGAACCCUGGCUACGCUGGCAGGUCCAACCUGCCCGAUAACCUGAAGAAGCUCUUCCGCAGCUUAGCCAUGACCAAGCCAGACCGGCAGCUGAUUGCCCAGGUCAUGCUGUACUCCCAGGGCUUCCGCACUGCGGAGAUCCUCGCCAAGAAGAUUGUGCCCUUCUUCAAGCUGUGUGACGAGCAGCUGUCCUCCCAGAGUCACUACGACUUCGGCCUGCGAGCCCUGAAGAGCGUGCUGGUGAGCGCCGGCAACGUGAAGAGAGAGCGGAUCCAGAAGAUCAAGAGGGAGACAGAGGAGCGCGGAGAGGUGGUGGAUGAGGGAGAGAUCGCAGAGAAUCUGCCAGAGCAAGAGAUCCUGAUCCAAAGCGUGUGUGAGACCAUGGUGCCCAAGCUGGUGGCGGAGGACAUCCCGCUGCUCUUCAGCCUGCUCUCGGACGUGUUCCCAGGGGUGCCGUACCACCGUGGGGAGAUGAGCGCCCUGCGGGAUGAGCUGAAGAAGGUGUGCGCCGAGAUGUACCUCACCUACGGUGGAGGGGAAGACGUUGGCGGCAUGUGGGUGGAAAAGGUUCUUCAGCUGUACCAGAUAACUCAAAUCAACCAUGGGCUGAUGAUGGUCGGCCCAUCUGGCAGUGGAAAGACCAUGGCCUGGAGGGUCCUGCUGAAAGCACUGGAGAGGCUUGAGGGAGUGGAGGGCGUGGCCCACAUCAUCGACCCCAAAGCCAUCAGCAAGGAUCACCUGUAUGGAACCCUGGAUCCCAACACCAGAGAAUGGACUGAUGGGCUGUUCACACAUGUGCUCAGAAAGAUUAUUGAUAACGUGAGGGGAGAGCUGCAGAAGCGCCAGUGGAUCAUCUUCGACGGAGAUGUGGAUCCUGAAUGGGUUGAGAACUUGAACUCCGUGCUGGAUGAUAACAAGCUGCUCACCUUGCCCAACGGAGAACGUCUCAGUCUGCCGCCCAAUGUGCGCAUCAUGUUUGAAGUGCAGGAUCUGAAGUAUGCCACGCUGGCCACUGUGUCCCGCUGUGGCAUGGUGUGGUUCAGUGAAGAUGUCCUGAGCACGGACAUGAUCUCUAACCACUUCUUGGCUCGGCUGCGCAACAUCCCUCUGGACGAGGGGGAGGACGAGGCCCAGCGCAUGAGGAAGGGCACCGAGGAGGAGGGAGACGAGGCUGCUUCUCCAAUGCUGCAGAUCCAAAGAGACGCUGCGGCGAUCAUGCAGCCCUAUUUCACGACGACGGGCUUGGUGAUCAAAGCAUUGGAGUAUGCCUCCAAGAUGGAGCACAUCAUGGACUUCACGCGGCUGCGCUGCCUGGGCUCCCUGUUCUCCAUGUGCCACCAGGCGUGUCGCAACAUCGCCCAGUUCAACAACAACCACCACGACUUCCCAAUGCAGAUCGACCAGCUGGAGCGCUACAUCCAGCGGUACCUGGUGUAUGCUAUUUUGUGGUCAUUCUCUGGGGACAGCAGAUUGAAAAUGAGAGCAGAACUUGGAGAAUACAUCAGACGUAUCACUACCAUCCCUCUGCCCACUGCGCCAAAUGUUCCCAUCAUUGAUUACGAGGUUUCAAUCACAGGGGAAUGGCAGUCCUGGCAGGCCAAGGUCCCCCAGAUCGAAGUGGAGACCCACAAAGUGGCCGCCCCCGAUGUCGUGGUGCCUACCUUGGAUACGGUCCGCCACGAGGCCCUCCUGUACACGUGGUUAGCUGAGCACAAGCCUUUGGUGCUGUGUGGCCCUCCAGGUUCUGGCAAAACCAUGACACUGUUCUGCGCCCUCAGGGCGUUGCCAGAUAUGGAGGUGGUAGGUCUGAACUUCUCCAGUGCCACCACUCCAGAGCUGCUUCUGAAGACGUUUGACCAUUACUGUGAGUACCGGCGCACUCCCAAUGGGGUGGUGCUGGCCCCGGUGCAGCUCGGCAAGUGGCUGGUGCUCUUCUGCGAUGAAAUCAAUUUGCCUGACAUGGACAAGUAUGGAACCCAGAGAGUCAUCUCUUUCAUCAGACAGAUGGUGGAACACGGCGGUUUCUACCGCACCUCGGAUCAGACCUGGGUUAAACUGGAAAGAAUCCAGUUUGUGGGUGCUUGCAAUCCUCCUACAGACCCUGGAAGGAAACCCCUCACUCACCGAUUCCUGCGACACGUGCCGGUGGUUUAUGUGGAUUAUCCGGGCCCGGCUUCGCUCACGCAGAUCUACGGCACGUUUAACCGCGCCAUGCUCCGACUCAUCCCAUCGCUCCGGACAUACGCAGAGCCGCUCACUGCUGCCAUGGUGGAGUUCUACACAAUGUCACAGGAACGCUUCACCCAAGACAUCCAGCCUCACUACAUCUAUUCCCCUCGAGAAAUGACCCGGUGGGUAAGAGGCAUCUUUGAAGCACUGAGGCCCCUGGAGACGCUGGCUGUGGAAGGGCUGAUACGAAUCUGGGCUCAUGAAGCACUGCGCCUGUUCCAGGACAGGCUAGUAGAGGAUGAGGAAAGGCGCUGGACAGAUGAGAACAUUGAUAUGGUGGCUUUGAAGCAUUUCCCCAACAUCGACAAAGAAAAAGCAUUGAACAAACCCAUCCUGUACAGCAACUGGCUGUCCAAGGAUUACGUGCCAGUGGAUCAGGAAGAGCUGCGAGACUAUGUCAAAGCCAGACUGAAAGUGUUUUACGAGGAGGAAUUGGAUGUGCCUCUGGUUCUGUUCAACGAAGUCUUGGAUCACGUAUUAAGGAUUGACCGUAUCUUCCGCCAGCCUCAGGGUCACUUGCUCCUUAUCGGAGUCAGCGGUGCUGGAAAAACAACCCUGUCCCGCUUUGUUGCCUGGAUGAACGGACUCAGCGUUUAUCAGAUCAAGGUGCAUAGGAAGUACACAGGGGAAGACUUUGAUGAGGACCUGAGGACGGUGCUGCGUCGCUCUGGCUGCAAGAAUGAGAAGAUCGCUUUCAUCAUGGAUGAGUCUAACGUGCUGGAUUCAGGAUUCCUGGAACGUAUGAACACACUGCUGGCCAAUGGCGAGGUGCCUGGUCUGUUUGAAGGCGAUGAGUAUGCCACCUUGAUGACCCAGUGCAAGGAGGGAGCGCAGAAGGAAGGGCUGAUGCUGGACACUCACGAGGAGCUGUACAAGUGGUUCACAAGCCAGGUGAUCAGGAACCUGCACGUGGUGUUCACCAUGAACCCAUCCUCCGAGGGGCUGAAGGACAGGGCUGCCACCUCUCCAGCUCUCUUCAACAGGUGUGUGUUGAAUUGGUUCGGAGACUGGUCUACAGAAGCGUUGUACCAGGUGGGCAAAGAGUUCACCAGCAAGAUGGACCUGGAGAAGCCGAACUACGUUGUGCCCGACUACAUGCCCAUCGUGUACGACAAGCUCCCCCAGCCUCCCUCCCACCGCGAGGCCAUCGUCAACAGCUGUGUGUUUGUGCAUCAAACUCUGCACCAGGCAAACAACCGGUUGGCUAAGCGUGGCGGCCGCACCAUGGCCAUCACCCCUCGACACUACCUGGACUUCAUUAACCACUACGCUAACCUGUUCAAUGAGAAGCGCAGCGAGCUGGAGGAGCAACAGAUGCACCUGAAUGUGGGGCUGCGCAAGAUCAAGGAGACUGUGGACCAGGUUGAGGAGCUCCGUCGGGACCUAAGGAUCAAGAGCCAGGACUUGGACGUGAAAAACGUGGCAGCCAACGACAAGCUGAAGAAGAUGGUGAAGGAUCAACAGGAAGCAGAGAAGAAAAAGGUUAUGAGCCAGGAGAUUCAGGAGUCGGUUUACAAGCAGCAGGAAAUUAUUAAAGACAAGCAAAUGAGAGUGAAAGAAGACUUGGACAUGGUGGAGCCUGCUGUGCUUGAAGCUCAGAACGCUGUGAGCUCUAUUAAGAAGCAUCAUCUUGUCGAAGUGAGAGCCAUGGCCAACCCGCCAGCUGCAGUAAAACUGGCUUUAGAGUCAAUCUGCCUCCUGCUGGGUGAGGAGACUAAUGACUGGAAAAAGAUCAGACAAGUUAUUAUCAGAGAUAAUUUCAUCACCAGCAUAGUCAACUUUGUUUCAGAAGACUUAAGUGAUUCCAUCCGUGAAAAGAUGAAGAAGAACUACAUGUCAAACCCCAGUUUCAACUACGAGCUUGUGAACAGGGCGUCUCUGGCUUGUGGGCCUAUGGUGAAAUGGGCCAUCGCUCAGCUGAAUUACGCGGACGUGCUGAAGAGGGUGGAGCCCCUGCGCAACGAGCUGCAGAAGCUGGAGGACGACGCCAUGGAGAACCAGUCGAGGGCGGAGGAGGUGGAGCAGAUGAUCCGCGACCUGGAGUCCAGCAUCGCCCGCUACAAGGAGGAGUACGCUGUGCUCAUCUCUGAGGCACAGGCCAUCAAGGCUGACCUGGCCGCCGUUGAGGCCAAGGUGAACCGCAGCACAGCCCUGCUGAAGAGCUUGUCUGCCGAGCGUGACCGCUGGGAGAAGACCAGCGAGACCUUUAAGAACCAGAUGUCCACCAUCGCUGGAGACUGCUGCCUGUCCGCGGCCUUCAUCGCCUACGCCGGGUACUUCGAUCAGCAGAUGCGUCAGAAUCUGUUCACCACCUGGUCACACCACAUGCAGCAGGCCAACAUUCAGUUCCGCACAGACAUCGCUAGGACGGAGUACCUGUCGAACGCUGACGAGCGCCUGCGCUGGCAGGCCAGCUCCCUGCCUGCUGACGACCUCUGCACUGAGAAUGCCAUCAUGCUUAAGAGAUUCAAUAGAUACCCGCUUAUCAUCGACCCCUCUGGACAAGCAACAGAGUUCAUCAUGAAUGAGUACAAAGAGCGCAAGAUCACCAGGACCAGCUUCCUGGACGAUGCCUUCAGGAAGAACUUGGAGAGCGCCCUGCGAUUCGGGAACCCGCUGCUGGUUCAGGACGUGGAGAGUUACGACCCCAUUCUGAAUCCAGUCCUGAACAGAGAAGUACGGAGGACUGGGGGACGAGUCCUCAUCACUCUCGGGGACCAGGACAUCGACUUGUCUCCUUCCUUCGUCAUCUUCCUCUCCACCAGAGACCCGACGGUCGAGUUCCCUCCAGACCUGUGUUCUCGCGUGACCUUCGUGAACUUCACCGUGACCCGCAGCAGCUUGCAGAGCCAGUGUCUCAAUGAGGUGCUGAAAGCAGAGAGGCCGGACGUGGAUGAGAAGCGCUCAGACCUCCUUAAACUGCAAGGCGAGUUCCAGCUUCGUCUGCGGCAGCUCGAGAAGUCCCUGCUGCAGGCCCUGAACGAGGUGAAGGGUCGCAUCCUGGACGACGACACCAUCAUCACCACUCUGGAGAACCUGAAGAAGGAGGCGGCCGAGGUGACCCGCAAGGUGGAGGAGACUGACAUCGUCAUGCAGGAGGUGGAGACUGUGUCCCAACAAUACCUGACCCUGUCCACAGCCUGCAGCAGCAUCUACUUCACCAUGGAGGCGCUCAACCAGAUCCACUUCCUCUACCAGUAUUCUCUGCACCUCUUCCUGGAUAUUUACCACACCGUGCUGUAUGAGAACACCAACCUGAAGGGCAUCACUGACCACACCCACCGCCUGUCCAUCAUCACCAAAGAUCUGUUCCAGAUCGCUUUCAAUAGAGUGGCGAGAGGGAUGCUGCAUCACGAUCACAUCACCUUUGCCAUGCUGAUGGCCAGGAUCUACCUCAAAGGGAUAAACAGUGAGCCCUCGUAUGAUGCAGAGUUCCAGCAUUUCCUCAGAGGGAAGGAGAUUGUGUUGACCGGCUCCUCUGUGCCCAAGGUCAAAGAACUGACCAGUGACCAGGCUGAGGCAAUGGUCCGUCUGAGUCGCCUGCCUGCCUUUAAGGACCUUGUUUCAAAGGUUGAGGCUGACGAGCAAAUCUUCAUCUGGCUGGAGAGCAGCUCUCCCGAACUGACUGUGCCCUAUCUGUGGACUGAAGAGAAACCAGCAACUCCAAUCGGGCAGGCAGUUCAUCAGCUGCUGCUGAUCCAGGCUUUCCGCCCCGACCGCCUCCUGGCCGUGUCUCACAACUUCGUGGCCAAAGUCCUGGGAGAAAGCUUCAUGGCCAUCAUUGAUCAGCCACUGGACCUAGGCAGCAUUGUGGACAGUGAGGUGAAGCCCAGCACCCCGGUCUUGAUGUGCUCUGUACCUGGGUAUGAUGCGAGCGGUCUUGUGAGGGACUUAGCAGCUGAACAGAACAAACAGAUCACCUCCGUUUCUAUCGGUUCUGCUGAGGGAUUCAACAAAGCAGACAGGGACAUCAACACAGCAGUCAAGUCUGGAAGGUGGGUAAUGCUGGAGAAUGUCCACCUGGCCCCUGGCUGGCUAAUGCAGUUGGAGAAGAAGCUGCACUCCAUGCAGCCCCACGCCUGCUUCCGCCUCUUCCUCACCAUGGAAAUCAACCCCAAGGUUCCAGUGAACCUGUUGCGUGCCGGGCGCAUCUUUGUGUUCGAACCUCCUCCUGGAGUGAAGGCCAACAUGCUGAGGACCUUCAGCAGUAUCCCUGUGGCUCGGAUGUGCAAGGCUCCGAAUGAGCGAGCCCGCCUGUACUUCCUGCUGGCCUGGUUCCAUGCCAUCAUUCAGGAGCGGCUGCGCUACUCUCCCCUGGGCUGGUCCAAGAAGUACGAGUUCGGAGAGUCGGACCUGCGCUCUGCCUGUGACACUGUGGACACCUGGCUCGAUGACACCGCCAAGGGCCGCCAGAACAUCUCCCCUGAUAAGAUCCCAUGGGCUGCACUGAAGACCCUGAUGGCCCAGUCCAUCUACGGCGGCCGCAUUGACAAUGAGUUCGACCAGCGCUUGCUCAACACCUUCCUGGAGCGCAUCUUCACCACCGGCAGCUUCGACAGCGAAUUCAAACUGGCCUGCAAGGUGGACGGGCACAAAGAUAUCCAGAUGCCCGACGGCAUCAGGCGUGAGGAGUUUGUGCACUGGGUUGAGAUGCUCCCUGACACACAGACUCCAUCCUGGCUUGGUCUGCCAAGCAACGCCGAGAAGGUUCUUCUCACCACCCAGGGCAUUGACAUGAUCAGAAAAAUGCUGAAGAUGCAGCUGCUUGAGGACGAGGACGACCUGGCUUACGAGACUGAAAAGAAACAGAGAACCAACUCCACCUCGGACAGCCAGCCCGCCUGGAUGAGAACGCUGCACACCACUGCCUGCAACUGGCUGCAGCUCAUCCCCCAGACCCUGAACCACCUGAAACGCACCGUGGAGAACAUCAAGGACCCUCUGUUCAGGUUCUUUGAGCGAGAGGUCAAGAUGGGGGCCCGGAUGCUGCAGGAUGUUCGGCAGGACCUGACUGACGUGAUCCAGGUGUGUGAGGGCAAGAAGAAGCAGACCAACAACCUGCGCACUCUCAUCAACGAGCUUGUCAAAGGUAUCCUGCCUCGCAGCUGGUCUCGCUACACUGUUCCAGCCUCCAUGACUGUGAUCCAGUGGGUGACUGAUUUCAGUGAUCGUAUUAAACAACUGCAGCAGAUCUCUCAGGCAGCGGCGAGUGGAGGAGCCAAGGAGCUCAAGAACAUCCACGUGUGUCUCGGUGGCUUGUUUGUCCCCGAGGCUUACAUCACAGCCACCAGGCAGUACGUUGCCCAGGCCAACAGCUGGUCUCUGGAGGAGCUGUGCCUGGAAGUGAAUGUUACCACCUCCCAGAACACUGUGCUGGAUGCCUGCAGCUUUGGAAUCAAAGGCCUGAAGCUCCAGGGAGCCACAUGCAGCAACAACAAGCUGUCCCUGUCGAGCACCAUCUCCACUGAGCUCCCCCUCACACAGCUGCACUGGCUCAAGCAGACCAGCACCGAGAAGAAAGCCAACGCGGUUACUCUGCCGGUGUAUCUGAACUUCACUCGUGCUGACCUGAUCUUCACUGUGGACUUCGACAUUGCGACCAAGGAGGGUCCGCACAGCUUCUACGAGCGUGGGGUCGCAGUGCUGUGCACGGAGUGAACAAGAGCGUAACAGACCAGCGCCCUAAAUAAAUAACACCCCAUUUCCAGUAGAAUUGUAGCAGUAGUAGUACCUAGCAUGGCGAAGCUGUUCAAACAGCCCAGGGUUACAGAACCUUUGCAUUUUGUUUAAAGGUCUGAGAAAUGUGAGUCCAGUGGUUUGGAUGUGGUUCGAGGAAUAGAAGGAGGUCAAACUGAUUUUUAAGAAGGAAUAGGUAUGUGAAUGUGUAUUUUUAUGAAGGAAGAGAGGUGGUGUCCUGUGUUUUGGUACUGUUGUAAUCCAUAAUAAAGCAUGUCUCCCAUUA